GGCGAGAGUCGCCUCUGUGCCGCGCGCCUUUCGUUCUGUGCGUGACGUGUUCAGUGGACUUUUUCCGUAGAUCGCAUUAUUGAUACAAGGCGAAGUUGAGAAGCCGAAAACGACAAAGGAAAAUCUUUUGAAAGCCGAGCUUAGGGCUCAUGAAUACGACAUUAGCGGUCGACUGACCCACUAUGUUGAUUUAUAUUCCGGUGAUCCAUCACCCCUGAUAAACGGGCUAUGAGAUCUCUACAGGCUUAACGUGUCAUAAGACUUUCAUUAGUAUAAGUUAUUGAAGUGUAAACAUGUGAAUCGAGUAAAAUGCGACGUCGACCCCUGCCAUCUGUGCGCGAAGAAGCGGCUACCAAAUCAUGGAGGAGUGUUUGUGAAAAUGAGUGGGUGACGUACGCUCUGGUCGCCUCGGUCGGCGCUUUGAUCUACUCAAAUAGUCUGAAUGGCGAUUUCGUCCAUGAUGAUAUCCCAGCUAUCGUGUCUAAUGGGGACGUGAACGGCGCCAAUUCGGUGUUAAGGAUAUUCAAAGAUGAUUUCUGGGGCACCCCGAUGUCUGAUCCACAUAGCCAUAAAUCAUACAGGCCGUUAACAACGAUCACCUUUAGAGUGAACUAUGCGCUAUGCGGCGUAUCUGCAUGGUGGUGGCACCUGUUCAACGUCAUUCUACACGCUGCUUGCUGUGCGCUGGUAGCUAGAACUGGCGUACUGAUAGCGCGUCUCCAACGGCCUUUUGCAGCACUGGCAGCCUUGCUAUUUGCGGUCCAUCCUAUCCACACUGAAGCAGUAUCGGGUGUCGUGGGUCGCGCAGAUGUGUUGGCGUGUUUUUUCUUCCUUUCUUCACUUCUAUUUUACCACGGUUGUACCAGUCGGCACCGCGUGGUAUGGAGUGUUGUGUUGGCGGCUCUCAGCAUGUUCGCUAAGGAGACUGGUCUCACUGCGCUUCUCUUUAAUAUUGUCUUUGACUUGUACAAAUGCUGGGGAACAUUAUUCAGAUCUCCUGUUCGUUGGCGAUGGAAAGGCGAUAAUGUAUGGAGUCGUGUCAGCAGGGGUCUCUUGGCUUUGGUCCUUUUAGCGGGGUUCCGACUGAUUCUUCUACAAGGCUCUCUUCCAGCAUUUUCACCACAAGAUAACCCUCCAGCUUUUCAUCCCUCAUUCACUGUUAGGUUGUUGACAUUCUGCUACCUGGCCGCAUUCAACUGGUGGCUCCUGAUAUGUCCCUGGACAUUGAGUCAUGAUUGGCAGAUGGGUUCAGUGCCACUCGUGACCACACUCUGGGACUAUAGGAAUUUGCUCACAGGCGCCGCUAUUUUGGCCCUGCUGGCCUUGACCUAUAGAUUUGUUAUGGACUUAGAGUUACAACGACAUACACCAGCAGUUGCAGGUCUAUUGCUACUCAUCAUUCCAUACUUGCCAGCUUCGAAUUUACUGGUCACGGUGGGCUUUGUGGUCGCUGAAAGAGUGCUUUAUAUACCAAGCGUGGGUUCAGUCUUACUGACGGUGUGCGGGAUGCAGGCGUUAUGGCGUCGUGGGGGUGGGAGUGGGAAGCGGCUGAUGGCGCUUGGCGUGGCCGUGGUGGUGGCCGGUGGGGCUGCACGUACAGUGCUGCGAAACCAGGACUGGCGUACGAGGGAGACGAUACUUAGAGCUGACCUAGCCGUUUUGCCUCACAACGCAAAAUUGCAUUACAAUUUUGCAAACUUCCUGAAAGACAUCGAGCAACAAGAGAACGCAAUUAAACAUUAUAAAGAAGCGUUGCGACUGUGGCCAAGUUACGCGAGCGCGCACAAUAACCUGGGCACGCUCGAAGUCUGGUCGGGACGCGCUGAGCACCAUUUCCUUCUGGCUCUGCGGUACAACGCGAGGCAUCUCAACGCGCACUAUAACCUGGCGAGGCUUUAUCGCAAGAAGAAUCGCAUCGCGGAAUCCUUGAAGAUGCUGGAGCGCUGCAUCUCCCUGGAGCCUCGGUUUGUCCCUGCCCACGUGGAGAUGUUCCUGACAGCUGCUGGACAAGACAAGCACGCCGCUUUGCGCCGCCUUUUAGACCUGGAGCCACGCAACUGGGAACAUUAUUAUCGCUACGGGAACUGGCUGAAGGGAAAAGGUCUGUGGCCUUUAUCCCUAAAAUAUUACCAAAGUGCUGUCCGAGUUUCAUAUCUAACGUCUCGUCGUGCGGCUCUGCCUCCGUUGACAGCCGCCGCUUUGCUGCUGCGUCGGGAUGGACAAAGGAUGAGAUUGCUGCAUCUACUCACUAGAUGGCAGGGUGGGCGUGGGGCGGGCGGCGCAGCGGAGCGGGCUUGGAGGCUGAGGACCGAGCUCGCAGGGCGGGCGGCGCGAUACACACGUGUAACACAGUCAAAAUCUACAUGUCUCCAUCACAGCCACCUCGAAGUAUCGGCACAUGCAUAUCGUAAUAACGAAUAUACAGACGUUAACGUAAAGUCCGAAUGUCAAACUCUCCCAGCGACAACGAACCCCCAAUUCAAACCCACACACAACAAAUCCGAGACAAAACACAAAAGUUGUCCGUUGAACAGGAAUGGGCUCGACCCAUUUGCUUUGGUUUCAGACCAUUUAAAGACUUACUAGGUAUAAGGAACAUAGAUUGUGAUUAAUAUUAAGUCGUUUUGGGUGAAGGUACUCUCUCGAUAGCGGACCUUGAAAACUCCGUUAAACCAAAUUUUCACUAUUUAGUCUGGGAGUUCUGUAUCCGUCAAUCAUUUGUCAACCGAAAACGAAAUUCAGAAAUGAACAACUUGAAAGUAAAAUCUAUUCUAUAAAUUACUACAUACAUAAGUUUUUAAGGUUGAACUUAGCGACGCUGAAGAGUUUAUGAAGAGAAACAAUACAUGGUAUUGACAAGACCACCGAAAGUCGAGUUAUUUUUAUAGAACGGACAAGAGACUCACCUGAUAUAAAGACCAAUUCUUAAUAGGCCGGCAACGUACUCGCGAGCCCUCUGAUAUUGAGAGUGUCCAUGGGCGGCGGUAUCACUUAACAUAAGGUGAGCCUCCUGCCCGUUUGCCCCCUUUUCUAUUAAAAAAAGAGAUACAAACAUACUCCGAGAACAUACGUCUUUUAACAAUUGGUACUUUCUUGAAGGAUCCUUAGUCGUUGUUUCGUAAUACUUCAAUGGGCAGCUGGUUCACCACAACUGUGGAACCAGCUGUUCAGUAUAAAAACCCAAUAGUGAAAUCGAGUUCGCUAUCGCUAUUGGGCGCUAUCGAGUACUAGGGCUGUUACUGCUUUGUGUUAAAAGUAUGUUUAAUAUUUUAUUAAUUAUAACCGGUCUUUAAUCGUUAUUUUAAGGCGUUUCAUAUAUAAGUUGAAAUAUUACUUCAGUCAAAUGUAAAAUACGAUUGAUAAUGUAAUGAUUAUUUUAUAAGAAAUAUUUUAUUUAAGAUUGUAAAAUAAAGCUGAAAUCGUGAAA
This is a messenger RNA of Pieris brassicae (large cabbage white), 3427 nucleotides long. RefSeq names its product protein O-mannosyl-transferase TMTC1-like. Gene Ontology annotation, biological process: protein O-linked glycosylation via mannose. The transcript is spliced from 15 exons. NCBI's taxonomy places the organism in Eukaryota, Metazoa, Arthropoda, Insecta, Lepidoptera, Pieridae. The coding region runs from base 310 to 2586 and encodes 758 amino acids. The record is from RefSeq and is a predicted model, not a curated record. Gene Ontology annotation, molecular function: mannosyltransferase activity; protein binding.